Messenger RNA from Penicillium psychrosexuale, 678 nucleotides. RefSeq lists its product as uncharacterized. Bases 1 to 678 code for a protein of 225 amino acids. The record is from RefSeq and is a predicted model, not a curated record. NCBI's taxonomy places the organism in Eukaryota, Fungi, Ascomycota, Eurotiomycetes, Eurotiales, Aspergillaceae. The transcript has 3 exons.
AUGCCAAGCAGGGACAGGAGCAGGUGGCGCAAUGUCCAUUUCUACAACGCAUCCAAUGACCUCCUAGGAGGUUUCUUCCAAGCUGGUUCCGUAACGGACGCUAACCUGAUCUGGAUUCUCCGCAACGUGUUGCUAGUUCAGGCGGAGAAUCUUACGAUAAAGCAUCGAGCAUCCGAUCGAAUUAUCACACCAUCAAAUAGUGCCGUUGUCCCUGGCGACUAUGUCAUCUCCUGUGAUGACCGUACAACAGGAGUUUUAAAGAACUCUAUUCAGAACGGUUUGCUUAUAAGUGCGACGCUACACGGUUGUUUUGAUCAGUAUAUGUUCUCUAUUAACCCCGAUGACGGAUAUAAGAUUGUCUCGUUUGUACCAGACUCCUAUAGAAUUGAUGGAAAAGUCCUUGACCCGAUCUGCCGGGACCCAAACGACCCAGACCAUGUCGCGGACGAGCUCCUAAGAUGGCACUUUCGGCAAAGCGUGCUCGCUAAUAUGCGAGGGGCCGGGGAGCCGAUAUUCGAGUCGGACUUUCCCCCUGGGACAGACCAAAUAGCGACGCUACAAGACGAACCAUAUGGCAGGGAGAGAUUUGAGAUGGAGGUCGAACUCAGACUCGGACCUAGAGCCAGAGAAGAAGAGGUCGACAUAUUAAUAGGGAAUAGGGACAGAAACAAUUACUAG